Clupea harengus (Atlantic herring) is the source of this 6513-nucleotide messenger RNA. It is a transcript of the gene tnk2b, whose product is annotated as tyrosine kinase, non-receptor, 2b. Gene Ontology annotation, molecular function: protein tyrosine kinase activity; protein serine/threonine/tyrosine kinase activity; protein binding. Gene Ontology annotation, biological process: protein phosphorylation; negative regulation of epidermal growth factor receptor signaling pathway; regulation of keratinocyte differentiation. The record is from RefSeq and is a predicted model, not a curated record. NCBI's taxonomy places the organism in Eukaryota, Metazoa, Chordata, Actinopteri, Clupeiformes, Clupeidae.
UGUGUGUGUGUGUGUGUGUGUGUGUGAAAGGCGGAGUGAAUAGGAGGCGUAUCUAUUAAUAGCCGUACAGUGGACGGGAUGGAGACAGAAACGGAGAGUGGCAGAGCCAGCAGCGUUGCUUAAGGUGAAGGACUGCUGCGCUGCGUUGCCCGGGACUUUGUCUGCUACUAACACACACACACACCUGAGAGGAUGGAGCUAUUCCUGGGGACGGCCGGAGGGAGAUGUGCCUGAGGACUGAAUGCUCGGGAGUCACUUGGCAUCGGAGACGCUCUCAGUAUUUUUGGAUGUCCUGAGAAGCCUGCCAAAUCAACAUUCAAGAGUUCAACAUCCCCCCACACCACCCCACCCCACCACCCCACCCACCCCUCUCCCCCACCGUAUGUUGGCCGAUUCCCCUCCGGUAUUCCUUUUCUCCUUUUUUUUCUCUCCCCUAAACCCUCCCUCUCUUUCCCCGGGGGUUUGUAUGCUGUGUUGGCCGUCCGGGUCUGCUCGCGUUUGAAAAGGAGCUUAUGUGGAUUGCCCCGCAAUGGAAUGUAGUUUGCUGGCCGCAAGACCAAAGAAGUCCGCUCUUUCCCCGAGUGUUUUGCUUCUGGACUUCUUUUGUCCCACUUGUGCCGGGGACCCUCACUGCCUUGGGUGUCUGGGGUGAAACGGAGUCGCUCUGCGUCGUAUCAACAGCCCCCUGCCCCCGUCUGGACAGCACCGCUGCACCCCAGCGUUCAGGAUGCGCCGUUUCGACAAACUCAAAAAGUCUUUCCCCUUCCUCGCACAUUUCCAUGUGUACAGAAAGCUGGGGAGUAGCAUGCAGUGUGAAGAGGGCACGGAAUGGCUACUGGAGCUCUUGAUGGAGGUCCAGUUGCAGCAGUACUUCCUGCGAAUGCGCGACGACCUCAACGUCACUCGGCUCUCACACUUUGACUACGUGAAGAAUGAGGACCUGGAGAAGAUCGGCAUGGGCCGACCUGGCCAGAGGCGAUUGUGGGAAGCCGUCAAGCGCAGGAAAACCCUCUGCAAACGCAAAUCCUGGAUGAGCAAGGUGUUCAGUGGGAAGAGGCUGGACGGAGACUUCCAGCCGCAACCAGCCAGCACCUUCCGGAAGUCGUCUCCCCCCUCCGCACCCCCACUGGAGGGCCAGCAGCAGGCGGUGCUCACCUGCCUGAUCAGCGAGAAGGACCUGGGCCUGUUCGAGAAGCUCGGGGACGGCUCGUUCGGUGUUGUCAAACGCGGGGAGUGGUUCACCCCGUCUGGGAAUGUGAUAAAUGUGGCGGUGAAGUGUCUGAAGACAGACGUGCUGAACCAGCCUGAUGCCCUGGAUGACUUCACCCGUGAGGUCAAUGCUAUGCACUCUCUGGAUCACCAGAACCUCAUCCGGCUCUACGGAGUCGUCCUCACACACCCCAUGAAAAUGGUGACAGAGCUGGCCCCGUUGGGCUCGCUGCUGGAGCGACUGCGCAAGAACCAUGGCCACUUCCUCAUCUCCACGCUGUGCCAGUACGCCAUCCAGAUCUCCAACGGCAUGGCCUACCUGGAGACCAAGCGCUUCAUUCACCGUGACCUGGCCGCGCGCAACAUCCUGCUGGCCUCCAGCGAGCUGGUCAAGAUCGGGGACUUUGGCCUGAUGCGUGCGCUGCCCCACAACGACGACCACUACGUCAUGCAGGAGCACCGCAAAGUCCCCUUUGCCUGGUGUGCUCCUGAGAGUUUGAAGACACGCACCUUCUCUCACGCCACUGACACCUGGAUGUUUGGCGUGACCCUGUGGGAGAUGUUCACAUGCGGACAGGAGCCCUGGCUCGGCCUCAAUGGCAGCCAGAUCCUCCAUAAGAUUGAUAAGGAGGGUGAGCGUUUGCCUAAGCCAGAAGAUUGCCCUCAGGACAUCUAUAACGUCAUGAUGCAGUGCUGGGCCCAGAAGCCUGAUGACCGGCCCACCUUCGUAGCCCUACGAGAGUUUCUGGUGGAGACCUUGCCAACAGAUAUGAGAGCUCUACAGGAUUUUGAUGAGCCAGACAAGCUGCAGAUCCAAUUGGAUGAUGUGAUCACCAUCAUCGAGGGCAGAGCGGAGAACUACUGGUGGCGGGGUCAGAACAAGCGCACGCUGAAGGUGGGUCAGUUCCCCAGGAACACAGUGACCUCGGUGGCUGGCCUGUCAGCGCACGACAUCAGCCGGCCUCUCAAGAACAGCUUCAUCCACACGGGCCACGGAGACUCCAACCCACAGCGCUGCUGGGGCGCGCCCGACAAGAUUGAUGAUCUGUAUUUAAGCAACCCGAUGGACCCCCCAGAUGUGCUGGGCCUGGACCUCGGCACCGCCCGACCCACUCAGCUCCCUGGAAGAGCCAAGAAGGAGCCACCCCCCCCUCGCCCCCCCCAGCCGUCUCUGCUGGUCAAGAGUAAGUGUGGCCCCUCGCCCUCGCCCUCAGGGCAGUCGACCCACUGCUGCUCCUGCCCCCUCUGUUCUCUCCUAGCACCCCUCCUCAAAGAGCCUUGUUAUGAUGCUGUGGCGGAGGAUGAAGAUGUGACCCCAUCAGGUCUGAGAAAGCUGUCCCUGAAAAAGCCAGGGGUGAAGGGACUCAAACUCAAACCGGCCGCCUGGGUCUCAGCCACCAAAUUCGGGGACCGGUCCCCCUAUGGGGCCAGAACGCCCGGAGGCAGCACACUCAACGAGGUGGCGCUCAUUGACUUCGGGGAGGAGGUCCCCCCACCUACACCGUCUCCGUCCCCCAUCAUGGAGGCCCAGAUUGCCUCUCUGGCCAAGUUGGCUCUGAUGGCAGAGUCUCUCCUGGACCGAACCCCGCCCCAGAGCCCCUCUCGGUCUCUGCCCCGCCCCUUACACCCCACCCCUGUGGUGGACUGGGACGCCCGUCCUCUGCCUCCCCCCCCAGCUUAUGACGACGUGGCUGAAGACGAGGACGACAUUGAGGUUAGCUCCAUUAACAGCAUUGACCCCCAGGAGCCGGGUCAAGGACAUGGCUGCAGUCGGAGCGCCAGCUCUCACACCCCCAGCUUGACUGCUGGGGAAGUCCUGAAUGAGAGGGCCCUUGUGGAGGACAACCUUUUCCUGCCCUGCCGGCACACCCAGGGCUCCAACUUCUCCCAGUCGGCCGAGAUCUUCCAGGAGCUGCAGCAGGAGUGCAUGAAGAGGCUGAACGUGCCCAGAGAGAUGGGCCCGCCAAGCCCCAGCCAGGACCUCCACCGCCAGAUUGUCCUGUCUGUCUGCUGUGAUGACAAGCCUCAAAUCCCGCCGCGCAUCCCCAUCCCCCCACGCCCGCCAGCCAAGCGGGGCUCUGACUACACCCGCUGGUCCGGGGAAGUGUCAGUCGAGGACGACAAGGAGUGUCCGCCUCAGAUCCCUCCCCGGGACCCCUUCUCCCAGGCAAGCUCGCGCACCCCCAGCCCCAUGGCCAUGCUCCUCGUGGGCUCCCCCCAGCAGCGAAGCCUGGGCCCGGGCAUCGGGACGGGUUCAGCCUACCUCUCCACCUCCCCAGGCAAACUCAUGCCCACCACACAGAGCUUCGCCUCUGACCCCAAGUACGCCGCCCCCAAGGUCAUCCAGGCCCAGGGCAAGGAGAAGGAGCCCGCCAAAGUGCCCUGCAUCCUGCCCAUUGUGCGCGACGGCAAGAAGGUGAGCAACACGCACUACUACCUCCUGCCCGAGCGACCGACCUACCUGGACCGCUACGAUAAGUUCCUGAAGGAGGCGGAGGGGUCGGAGGACAGACGACAGCUCAAUACUGCCACAGUCAGGCCCAUGGUCCAACAGCAUCAGCCGACGCCGCAGCAGCAGCAGCAGCAGCAUGGCGAGUUUAAGGUGAACUUCUCCUCCAACAACAACAGCAGCCUCGCAGGCUGUGGGGCAGGCAGAGGGGCUGUGAAGAGCUCUCCAGGCCUGGUAGGGUCGGGCACAGAGGGGCCAGCCGGCGGAACCACCACAGACCGUGUCCGACAGGUGCAGGAGGCGGUGCAUGGGGUGACCAUGGAGGAGUGCCAGACAGCCCUGCAGAAUCACGGCUGGAAUGUGCAGAAGGCUGUGCACUCCCUGAAGGUGGAGCAGCUCUUCUGUCUGGGGCUGAAGUCUCGAGUGGAAUGUCUUAACCUCCUGGAGAUGUUUGACUGGAACUUGGAGCUGGCGAGCACUCAGCUGCUGGACACGUACGGCGCCGUGAAGCAAAGGCGAUGACCGUCCUCUAGAUGUCCUCCAGUCUUCCUCAUGUACUUGAUUUGGUCGCGGUCCGCCGGAGGUGAGCGCCACUGCGAAGCCCUCGCUGGCAGCACAAAACAUUUGGACUGGGGUGUGCCCUCUUCCCCUCUCAGAGCCUCAGAAGAUGACCAUCCAGGACACUGCCUACUCCCUCCUUCACAAGACUGUUAGUUCACACCGCACAGCCAUGUGUGUGUGUGUGUGUGUGUGUGUGUGUGUGUGAGAGGUACUGCUGCGCCUGUCGGGGGUGUUCUCCUGUGUGUCAAGACUUUCCCCCACGGAGUCUGGCCCCCUGCUGAAAGCCGGCCGGUGCACUGCUGCGUUCCGGCGGGAACCGAAGUUCAUCCAGCCCAGUUUCUUGUCCCACGAGGACAUUAGUUCAGAAUCCAGGACAGCUGGUCCCUUUGAUUUGGCCUCUUUUCCCGGCCUUUGAGAGUUCUAUAUGUUAAGUAGGAGAGAGAUUUACAGAGAUUUAUAAGAGUAUGUGUGUGUGUGUGUGUGCGUGCGUGCCUGUGUGUGUGUGUGUGUGUGUGUGUGUGUGUGUGUGUAUACGAACGUAAUUUGUUUGGAUUUGAGUUGAUAUAUUUGCAUCAGAAAUGUUCUGAUCAUUUUUUUUUCUGUCUUUUAAAGUAUGACACUUUAUUUGGUGUAUUGCGAAAAGGAAGUUGUAAAUCAAGGUCGGAACCCAUAGAAGUUUUAAGUUCUAAUGUUAAAAAAGGUAUUUGUUUCAUGUUCUGUUGUGUUGUGUUGUGUUGUGUGUAGAGUGUGUCUGUAAGACUGUGUUCCCUGUUGCCCUCUCUUUCAGUGCUGCUCCUGUGACCUAAUGCACUCCUCUCCCUUGGCACCAAGGUCUCCACCUCUGAAUUCCUCUUUUGUUGUUCUUGCUGUGCUUUCAUAUCUCCCCCUAGUCUUGGUAAGCCCUCAGCACAAUAGUACAACACAGGGUUUUAAGUCACUGUGGGCCGUCGCCCUUCCUGUUUUACAGUAUUAAUAUUUGUACACAAAAGCACACAGUUGAAAUGCCGGCACUGUUCUAAUGGUAUCUUUUGCUGAAGUACGUCCAAGCACAACAACAAUCCUCCAGACUACACAAGGGUCGUUGUUUUUUUUUAAAUAUUUUGGUUGUUGUUGCGCCAGAGGUUCUCUGAUUUCUUCAUUGAAUAGCCUUAACUGGGUUGUCAUUUGUUAUAUUUAGUGAGCCUCCCAGUGAAAUGUAUCCCACAAAUCCACAGUCUCCCUAAGAACCUCAGCAGGUGAUGCCUAAGUGUAGCAUAUUUUGUGUCCGAGUAUCCGAGUAGCUUUAGCUUUUCUUCCAGUGUAUCAUCCUCUACACAGUGUAGUGGGUUUGAAAGUCAGCUCUUGCGAAGUGGAGGAUCUGAUGAUCCAUGGAUGGCUUCAUCUUUUCAUCGACUGCUAUUAUUCAUUAAGCAGGGCUGCUCAGAUAGUGCAGGUGCUUAGCUAACCCACCGCCCUGCUCCGUCAAACAGAUCUGACUGGUUUCUUCAGGUCCACUGCAGUUUGUAUGCUGAGCUGUCCAGCUGUUUGGAAGUGAUGUGUGUGUGUGUGUGUAUAAAACUCUCCAUUCACUAUUUUCUGUAGGAAAUGGCUGAGAUGAUUGUCUGUGCUAAACACCUCUAACACUGCAGCGCCUGCCCGCUGUUAAUGCAGUGACCUGUGUGUGUGUGUGUGUGUGUGUGUGUGUGUUUGUGUGUGUGUGUGUGUGUGUGUGUGUGUGUGUGUGUGUGUGUGUGUGUGUGUGUGUGGCUUCUUCUGUCUGCAUAGAAAGGCUCUCACUGUUUCCUCACCUGACCAAACAGCCUCGACAGGACACUGAACAAGUCUUUGAGAAGGUGUCUUUGAGCCUAGAAGACCACUGCUCCCAUCUCCAGAACAACCACCAGCUUGCUUCCAUUGAUGUGAACAAUGAGGCAAUACAUUGUAUUUGUGUGUGUGUGUGCUCUCGCGUAUUUGACACCCAUGAUUGGAGCAUUUAUCGACAAAAAAGUGAAAACUUGUCUCAGUCUUACCUGAUUCUCGUUUUUUAUAUGUACCAAGCUGCUGUUGUAAAAGUACUGAAAUGACCUUGUGGGAAAUGACCCCGUAUUUGACUUUGUUUCUUUGUGUGCUUUGUCGUCUUUUUUGUCCUUUCUGCAGUGGAUAAUUCCUCCUGUGUUUCAAGUGUUUUGUUUUCAAUGGUUGUACAAAUUAUUUUUCUGGGUGUCUGAAUUGUGGCAUAGUGCUGCCAUUUUGAAAUUUAUAAAUAUAUACAUAUAAAAUGUAUUUUUUAUUAAAAUAACUAUUUUUUAUCUUUU